Messenger RNA from Orcinus orca (killer whale), 1108 nucleotides. It is a transcript of the gene GGACT, whose product is annotated as gamma-glutamylamine cyclotransferase. Gene Ontology annotation, molecular function: gamma-glutamylaminecyclotransferase activity. NCBI's taxonomy places the organism in Eukaryota, Metazoa, Chordata, Mammalia, Artiodactyla, Delphinidae. The coding region runs from base 1 to 432 and encodes 143 amino acids. The record is from RefSeq and is a predicted model, not a curated record. The transcript has a single exon.
AUGGCUCACGUGUUCGUGUACGGGACCCUGAAGACGGGCCAGCCCAACCACCGGGUCCUGCUGGAGAGCGCCCACGGUCGCGCGGCCUUCCGGGGCUGGGGUCGCACGGUCGAGCCGUACCCGCUGGUGAUCGCGGGGCAGCGCAACAUCCCGUGGCUGCUGAACCUGCCGGGCCAGGGGCGCCGAGUGGCUGGGGAGGUCUACGCCGUGGACGAGCAGAUGCUGCGCUUUCUGGACGAGUUCGAAGGCUGCCCGGACAUGUACCAGCGCACCCGGGUGACAGUCGCUGUUGAGGGGGCGGGCGGGACCCUACAGUGCUUCGUGUACAGCACGGCCACCUACCCGCCCGAGUGGGUCCACCUCCCGUACCACGACGAUUACGACUCACAGGGGGAGCAUGGGCUUCGCUAUAGUCCGCGGGAAAGCAGAUGAGAAGUGCGAGGGGAACGGCCGCCCGAGGACCGAGAGCCUGGUGGUUGGAAGAUGGCCUCACUGGUCCGCACUCACUGAAUGCAAAAGCCCGAGAACACCCUUUGAAACGAACAUUUAUAAAUCUCUAUGGGGGGUGGGGGGGUGGGGCAGCCGAUUUCCCAAAUAAUUUUGACAUGACUAAUAACAAGAUUGUUUCCUGAAAUCUGUCUUGCUGAUGCUGCUUUAUUGCUUGCUGCUUAAAGAGCAUCAUGGGCUUGAACGUACUGGAUGAGAAAAACUCAGGAUUUUAAUUCCCCUAAAUGACAUUUUGAAAACUCAUGUUAUGCUUUUAUUAUGUUGGUGUUUUUUGUUUUUUCCUUUGCUUUGCUUUAGUUUGAAGAUAACAUUUAAAAUGAAUAUAAAGACUUUGUGUGGCAGCUAGAUUUUUAACAGCCCUGCUCUAUCAGUUCUGUCUGACCUGUAGCACUGAGAAAUUUUUUUAAAGUUGAUUUUAGACGUCUCAAUGUAAUAAAAGAACCUCAAGAAAAACACGCUGUAUUUUAGAGUACUUCUGAAUAUAUAUAACAUCAUUCUUCAUAAUUUUCAGAUCAGGCUUAUUUAUUACAGAGAUUAUUAAAGAUCAUUUAAGGUUAAACUAGAUGUUUUGGGAAAUCAAAUAUUAAAAGCAUUGGUGCUA